Molecule: messenger RNA, 765 nt
Organism: Chilo suppressalis (striped riceborer)
Lineage: Eukaryota; Metazoa; Arthropoda; Insecta; Lepidoptera; Crambidae
Source: the annotation of a GenBank genome assembly
AUGACUGAACUAGAUAUACGUCUUAGUAGUUUACCAAAUUCGACAAAUGAAUUUGAUUACGAAAAAUUUACAAUAAAAAGUAUUAGUGAUAACUGGGAAUGUACAAGGAAAUGGGUAAAAGACGAUACCAUUCAUUAUGACUAUUUGACCAAUGCCUAUGGAGAUCUUGAAGCCCCAAUAGCUGAUUGUAAUAAUGUAGCUUAUAAUGCUCAUUGUAAAACUAUUAUGAAAGUUUCAAAUUAUAUGGAAUAUUUGAAACAGAACAAUGAACAACUUCUUUACUUAAAAGACUGGCAUUUAAAAAGAUUACAACCAAAUGAUAAUUUUUAUGAAACUCCAAUGCUGUUUGCAUCUGAUUGGCUUAAUGAAUUUUGUCAAGAUCUUCAAGAAGAUGAUUUUAUGUUUGUUUACAUAGGACCCAAAAACUCAUGGACACCACUUCAUGCAGAUGUAUAUUCUUCAUAUAGUUGGUCUGUAAAUGUGGUAGGAAGGAAGCAAUGGAUAUUAUUCCCACCAGGAGAAGAAGAGAAACUUAAAGAUAAAUUAGUGGAACAGGAAAUUCAAGAGUUUAAACACUCUGAUGACUUCACUGCGCAGUGUCAAUUAAUUUUAAAAUCUAUUUUUGGUAUGGAUUUUAAAAUGUUUGUUAGAUUCAUUUGCCAUAUAGCGGACAAAAUUGUGAAUCUAAACCAUUCUCAGAUCCCCUUGAACACACACAAAAAAUUUCAUCAAAAUCGGUCCAGUCGUUUAAGAGAAGUUCAGUGA